Messenger RNA from Lactuca sativa (garden lettuce), 2633 nucleotides. Its product is annotated as exocyst complex component EXO70B1. Lineage: Eukaryota; Viridiplantae; Streptophyta; Magnoliopsida; Asterales; Asteraceae. Gene Ontology annotation, biological process: exocytosis. The record is from RefSeq and is a predicted model, not a curated record. Gene Ontology annotation, cellular component: exocyst. Gene Ontology annotation, molecular function: phosphatidylinositol-4,5-bisphosphate binding.
GCUUUGGUAUUCUAAGCCUUCUUCUCUCACUCCAACAAAUGAAAAAAAGGAAAAAUCAUUGACUGACUGACAACCCCAUAUGAUUCCAUUCCAUCCCCAAAUCAUAUAAAUAAAACCCUUACCUGAUAUGCAUAUGACAUGACCUAUUCCGGCCGGCCAACUACCAUUUUGUUCGGAAAAAUAUAACCUUUCACGGUGGAACUAAUCAAUUCUUCAAUGGCUUCUUGAUUUUACUAUCACAAUCAACCGUCGAUCCACACUCCUUCCAUCGUUAGAACCCUAAUUUAUCACCCAUACACAUACCCAACCUAAUAACUUCGCCAUUAAUAAACCCACUACCGGUGAUGACGACCAUAGAAGGGCAAGAUAGAGUCUUAGCAACGGCUCAACAAAUCGUCAAGAGCCUAAACAUCAAUACCAAAGCAACCGAGGAUAUGAUCUUGAUUCUCUCCAGUUUUGAUAAUCGGUUGUCUAACAUCACCGAUUUGAUGGAGGGAGGUACCGGUGAUCGGUUUAUGUCCGCAGAGAAGAUUAUCCUCCGGCAUGAUUCAGGUCUCGGUGAACCUUCGUCCAGGAGCUCUUCGCCAUGGGAAGAGUCGUCUACAGAAGCUGCUGAGUAUUUGGAAGCUGUUGACACGAUUAUCCAGUUAACGGAAGACCUCAAUAUCCAGUCCGAUGCCGACAGCGAGAUCAUGGAUCGAGCUGAAAACGCGCUCCAGUUAGCUAUGUCGAGGCUGGAAGAUGAGUUUCUUCAUAUUUUGAUCCGUAACACAGUCCCUCUUGACAUAGAUCGACUCUAUGGAUCGAUCCGCAAGGGUUCAUUCUCGUUUCCGUCAAACGGGAUUGAAAUUGGGGACGAUUUUGAAAGCUACAGAGAAGAUGAAGAUGGUGGGAGCGGAAGUGGGUAUCAUCACGAAAGAGGCCCGAGCUUAGGUGGUGAUGUUUUCGUCGAUUUGAUCCAUCCUGAAGCAAUCAAGGAGCUGAAAGCCAUCGCCGAUCGGAUGAUUAGGUCCGGCUAUGAAAAAGAGUGUUGUCAGGUUUACAGUAACGUCCGGCGUGAUGUCUUAAACGAGUGUUUAUCCAUUCUAGGAGUUGAAAGGCUUAGUAUCGAAGAAGUACAGAAGAUUGAAUGGAAAAUUUUGGAUGAGAAAAUGAAGAAAUGGAUUCAAGCGAUUAAAAUCGUGGUCAAGGUUCUUCUUUUUGGGGAAAAACGAUUAUGCGAACAAGUUUUCAGCGAAUCCGAACUUAUCAAAGAAAUUAGUUUCGUUGAAACAACAAAAGGAUGUGUGAUGCAGCUGUUGAAUUUUGGGGAAGCAGUUGCAAUUGGGCAAAGAUCUUCAGAAAAACUCUUUCGAAUUCUCGACAUGUAUGACGCAGUUGCAGAUGUUUUCCCUGAUUUCGAAUUUCUUUUCACUUAUGAAUCUGGAGAAUUAGUCUGCAACGAGGUGAAGGUGGUUCUAACCGGAUUAGGUGAAGCAGCCAUUGGAACAUUCAUCGAGUUCGAGAACGCUGUAAAGGGUGAAAACUCCAAAAGAGCUUUACUGGGUGGCGAGAUUCAUCCAGUUACACGUUAUGUCAUGAAUUACAUCAAGUUACUGGUGGAUUAUAGCGAUUCUCUGAACACCCUUUUACCCAACACUCAAGAACAUGAUCCGAUUUCAAAAGAACUUGAUGACAUCGACAGCGGUGAUACUCUCUCCCCUAUUUCUUGCCGAUUACUAUCUCUAAUCACAACUUUAGAAGCAAAUCUUGAUGAAAAAUCAAAAUUAUACGAUGAUAUCGCACUUGGAUACAUAUUCUUGAUGAACAACAUCCUUUACAUCGUUCAAAAAGUAAAAAACUCAGAGCUUCGAAACCUUCUUGGGGACAGAUGGAUUCGGAAACAUCGAGGGCAGAUUCGUCAAUGGCACACAAGCUAUCUGAGAGCAGCAUGGGGGAAGGCGUUGUUGUGUUUGAAAGACGAAGGAGGGAUUGGUGGGGGAUCAAGUAGUGCAUCGAAGUUGAUUUUAAAAGAGAAAUUCAAGAACUUUAACGCGUGUUUUGAAGAUAUUUACAGGGUUCAAUCACUUUGGAAAGUUCCAGAUGAUCAAUUACGUGAAGAGCUUCGAAUAUCAAUAUCUGAGAAAGUUCUUCCUGCAUAUCGUGCGUUUGUGGGGAGACAUGGUAGUCAAUUAGAGAGUGGAAGACAUGCAGGGAAAUACGUGAAAUAUAGUCCUGAUGAUUUGGAGAAUCAUUUGUUGGAUUUGUUUGAAGGGAGGCCUACUGUUUUGAACAACAUAAAAAGAAAAGGUACAUAAAGACUGUUGUUAACAGGUAUGUAUGUUACUUUUUACUGCUGCUUCUGGUUAUAUCUUUUGAAUCCAGGAUGAUGAUGAAUUGAUGAUGAUGAUUUGGUGUUAGUUUUUGUUGUUGGUAUUAUAGGGUUUGGGCUGAAGGUAGUUAUUUAUAUAUAUAGCCCACACCUUGAUAUACUGUAAUAAUUUUGUACAUGUAUUAUUAUGUUAGAUUGUUCUCCUCUAUAUGUAUAACUUAUGUAUACAUUCUCAUGAAUACAUCAGGUGUUGCACUAAAAUCAUGUUAUGAGUUAUUGGAUUUGGUUUUGGUUUUUUAAAUGCAAAGUGAAAGCUUGUUCA